GUGGUACUUUUGGAGGAAGACUGUGAUCUUACGAUUCACAACGCACGUGGUUGCGGUUUCCACAAGCAGGAAAAAUGUCUCAAGAAUCUUCAGAUGAAACAUUGACAGUUACGUUAAAGGUUUUGAAGAAAUCAAAAGAACUUCAAUCCUAUUGCAACAAAACCUCAAACAGAACCAUGCACUUUUUCAACGUAAUUGGUGGGAAUGGCACAGAAACAUACAAAAUUAGAAUCUAUCAAAAGGCAAGGUUUGACAUGAUCAAGGAGGGAAUGAGCUUUAAAUUCCAAAAUGCACUGAAGAAAACUGGGAACGAACUAUGGAUAACAUCAAGAAGUAUUAUUGCAUAUGCAGCAUCAGUGGAAACCAGUGAAGACAUACAGGUACCAAAUUUACCUGAGAAUGCACCACAACAAGGAGAGCGAAAACUGCUUAAGGAUGCUUUGCAGUCACCAGACAAAUCGGAAGUUACUGGGAAGAUAUUCAAGGUUUCACCAUUGAAGUAUCGUCAGGAAGGUAGUUUAGCAGUGAAAUCAAUCAUGAUCAAAGACACCAGCAGUGUCGCCAAAGUUUGCUUAUUCAACAAGAAUGCUUUGAGUCCAUUUAAUGUUGGGGACACUGUUAAAGUCACAAAUGUUUACCCAAAAGUGUUUCAAACAAGAAAACAGCUAACAACUUGCCCAACAUCUUCCUGUGAGUUUGUUGCUGACAACAAAGUAAACCUUAGUGAUGAAGAUUUUGGUUUUGCGAACCUUGAUCCAGAUUUUUCGGAAGAACUGGAAAAUACAACACCUGAAGAAAUUGUUCUUACUGACUUCACUGAUGUUGAUGUUUACAUCUGUUGUGACAACGCAGCUUGUCGACAAAAAAAAUAUGUAGAAGGAGAGUGCCCAGUAUGCCAAAGGACCAGCAGCUCCAGUAAAACAUUUCGUGUAAAUUUUCUGUUCAAGCGAGGAGAGAAAAAAGAUCUCAAGACAACUGUAUUUAAAAGCAUGCUUGAAAUUAUUUUACAAGAAGAGUUGAUAGUUGAUGACAAAGAGGAGCUGAUUCAAAUGUUGAUCAUGAGGCUACCUAUCAGAUUUAAAUCUUGCGUUAGUGCAAAUAACAUGUUUUACAAUGUUGAAAAGUAAAUAGAAAAUCAACAUUGAACGCCAGAAACAAAUUAUGAAUGUUUGGGGUUUUUUUUGCAACUGGAUUUUUUAAAUGAUAUAAUUUUUUUAUGAUUUAAUUCAUAGCUUGCAAUGUUAGAAUGCCACUCAUUUAUGAGCAAGUUUUUUUAUUGUCAGUACUACGAAGUAGUUUUUUGUGCUAGAAAGUGGCCAUUAUUUUUUAUUUCAAAACAGUAUGCUGUAGUACACGAUUUCCAUGUUUUGGUCAUUAAGUAUCUUAAGGUAUCAUAUCACCAUUAAAUACCAGUAACCAAAAAUGCAUGUUCAAAACUGUUUUUAUAUUGCAACUGCAUUUUUUAGCUGAUGAUUUCAUUCAUAGCUUGCAUUGUUAAUGUCUUUUUGCAACUUAUUAUAGAUUAGGGUUGAGUUUUUUUACUGUUCUAGAAAAUAGUCUUUUGUAAGAGAAAGUGGUUACAUUUCGUGUAAAUUUUCUGUUCAAGCGAGGAGAGAAAAAAGAUCUCAAGACAUCUGUAUUUAAAAGCAUGCUUGAAAUUAUUUUACAAGAAGAGUUGAUAGUUGAUGACAAAGAGGAGCUGAUUCAAAUGUUGAUCAUGAGGCUACCUAUCAGAUUUAAAUCUUGCGUUAGUGCAAAUAACAUGUUUUACAAUGUUGAAAAGUAAAUAGAAAAUCAACAUUGAACACCAGAAAAUAAUUAUGAAUGU
Molecule: messenger RNA, 1828 nt
Organism: Magallana angulata
Lineage: Eukaryota; Metazoa; Mollusca; Bivalvia; Ostreida; Ostreidae
Exons: 5
Coding region: 75-1127 (350 amino acids)
Source: RefSeq, a predicted model, not a curated record